AAAGCAGAGAAGCCCUUAUGGGUGUGGAGCUUCUGAACUGAGCGGCUUCUACCUCUCGCCAGCACUUUUGCAGGGCUGGCUUUUAUGCCCCACACCACUGUAUUUCCCCUCAACUCAUCUAUCGUCUCCCCGUCGUCAUGUGCGUUGGCUGGGGCCCAUGAGCCCUUCCUGUUCCUGGGUAGAAAGCCUGUGGUCACCGGUGAGCUCAGACUUGCACACAGAGCAGAAGCCAGCCCUGUCCGUGUUCGGCAGCGGUGUGUGGGCUCCGGUGCAGAUGCCACCAGGACCACCGCUUCGCCUUCUAGCUCCCGCCCGCCGCACCUCGGCCGAGGAGCCGGUGCUCUUCAGUUGCGCCUGAUCCGCUGCUGCCUCCUCCCUCCUCCUCCUCACAAUGUGCCUGCUGGAACAGUCCUGUGCCCCGAAGGGAGCUGUGACCCUGGGAGCUGGAAGGACCCAAGAGAAGGUGAAACACAGGACCCAAGGCCAUGCCCACGUGGAGUGAGGAGCAGCUGCGCACUCACCUCAUCAUUGCAGACGCCCUGUGGCCCCUGUGCCCACCCCGUGCUGCAGCCUCAGCUCGGCCAUGGAGAGCACAGAGGUAGAGUCGGACAUCCUGCGCCGUGUCCGCACGCUGCUACGAGAGCUGGAUGGGCACCACCCCACCUGCCAGUGCGACCGAGGGAUGCUGCGAUGGACUCUGCAUAAAAAGAUUGACCAGAAUCCCAGCAACAGCUCCAUCCUGGUCAGGAUCCUGGUGAAGGAGCUGGAAAGGGCGGAGCGAGGCGACUUCAGACAUUACAUCAUCCCCUUGCUGCACACGCUGAUGUACACCUUGAUAAAGGCUCCCUGCAUCUCCGAUGAGCUCUGCGGCAGGGUGUACGAUUUCUGUAAGAAGCUGCUCACCCUGCCCAAGCCUUUCUGCACCAUCGGUUUGGACUAUGCCAUCAGGCUGAAGAUGGAAAGGACAGCACCGGGUACAUUGUACCAAAGGAUGGUCAUUUCCGAACAAAGCCUCAAAAGCGACCCGUACCCUUAUCAGGAAAAGAUUUUCAUCUUUGCUGAUCCCGAGCUGCUCUCUGAAGCCAUCUGCAAUGCACUAGUCACUGACACGGAGGCAGCUCGGGUCUCCCAGAGCCCCCGGGCAUGCAUGUGCUAUGUGAUCCUCCACACCAUGCAGGCGGCCCUGGGCGAGGGCUGCGACAUCAGCAGCUUGAAGGCGACCUUGCAGGUUAUGCCCACGAGUGAUGUCGAGCACUGGUUCCGGCAAGUGGUGGUGGCAGUGGAGUGUGCAGGAAACCAGGCGAGUGCAGACCGCAGCCAGCACGCGGCCAGGCUGGAGGAGAUCUCCCACGCCAUCCUCAGCUCCUGCCAAGCAGGUGAUGCUCCCCUGGGAGGACUGCAGGACACCCCUCUGCCCAACCCCAACAUCAGCUUUCACCUCUGGACAGAAGAUGACCAGCUCUGGAAGGAAUUGGUGCUGUUCAUCCGCCCGCUGUCGCAGAGCUGCGAACCCGACUGCCUAAGCCAGGACCUGGACAACUUCGAGAUCCAGGACAUCAUUUCGGAUUGCGAGUGCUGCGAGCAGACCCGCUUCUCCGUGCUCUCCACUGACAGUGGCAUCGAACGAGACCUGCUCAUGGCAGUCGAGGAGCCUUUUGCCCCUUGCGGUGCUGAAACAGAGCAAUCCCGGCUCCACAGGAAGGGUGGCAUUAAAAAAAAGCCGUCGCCACUGGAGAGCAUGGCCUUCCUGCAGGCUGGCUGCAACGGUGCCGGGACGAAGUCCCCGGUGAAGCUGCAGAGGAGACCAGGCAUCACCCCGGAGCCUGCAGCCCCGCUCCAGAGGCUGCACACUGCCCGCAUCGUGCUGCUGGGGGACGACCGGGUCCUAGGGCGCCUGGCCCAAGCCUACCACUCUUUGAGGAAACGAGAAACACGGAGAGUUUUCCUGACUCCCAGGCUGAACCUGCAGUUCUACUACAUCCCAGUGGUGACAGGGCAGCCAAACACCUUGGCCAUGACGGACCAUGCUGCCACCGGUGAUGAGGAGCUCUGCGAGGUGGCCGGCUACCUGGGCAGAGCUGACCCAUGGUACGAGAGCAACAUCAAUACUCUGUGCCACGUGAUUCCCAAGCUGGCCGCCAUGCCUUCCUCUCCAAGCAAACAUCUUGUGACUGAUCUGUUCAUCACCGAUGUGAUCGCUUACUACGUUCGCAUGGGCACCCAGCCUGUCUGCUUCCAGGUCUACACUGUGAAGAUUUUCUUCAAUGACCCGGCCCAGGAGCCAGCCGAGGAUGUGUUCCUCACGGAGCUGCGCACCCAGGUGCAGGAGAGCAUCUCCUACAGAGGUUCCCUCCUUGCAGAGUUAAGCAUGACCAAGAAGAAAACAACCCUGGAUGGCCCUGGCAUAGAUCUCACAGUAACAUACAGAAAGGUUGUGCUGAGCGACCGGUCGAAGGAGCUGGCGGUGUCCCUCCGCUCCACGGGUCUGGUGAUGAAAGCCAUCCCUGCUGAUGAGGCUGAUGACCUGGUGUGUCUGAACGUGAACAUCACUGAAAUCAUUAGGAUCAACAACUUGUCAGGACGAUCAUUCUCGGCUGUGGCAAACAGGUUGAAAACAUGCAAUAUCAAAAUCAGGAGCACAGAGCAGAGGCCCUUCACGGUGUGUCUGGACAAGGACAGCAGAAGAGUCUACAGGAACGUGAUCAGCGUGGAAGUGUCCCCUUGCCUAGAGCCCAGCUACUGCCUGCAAAAGACAAGGACAAUGAAAUUCAACCUGCACGAAACAGAAGAUGUGGGGCUUGUGAAAUACAUGCCCAAGUCUCUGCUGUUGCCUAUCAACACGUUUGCAGGCAUCAUCCAAUGAAAAAAACGAGAAAAAGCUGAUGUGAGAGACAUGACGUUGGGUCAUCACAAAGGAGGUGGAAAAAGAAAACACACUAAAAGCCACCAGCGGUGAUUUUACAAUAAUGGUGCAAAAGCUGCAGAAGCAGCUCAGGAUCGGGCUCAGGGAGGGCAGCCGUGCCCUGCUGAGUGACAGUGAUGACCCCAGAGAGCACCCCGUGGCAAGGGGCAGACCGUUGCUGGAGAACUGAGUUUUAACCUUUUGCACAAGUCAGGGAAAACCUUUGAGCUUCCUUAUUUCAGGAAGACUGGGGAAAAUACAGCUGAGGUGAUGGUGCUUGCUGUGCUUGUGGGUCAGAGAGCAGUCGCUAUCGGUAAUAUUUGUCACGGUGAUGUCUCACAGCCUGGCAGGGGAUCAGGGCCUGUUGUGCAGGGUUCUGCACAGCAAACUCCUCAUGCUGGCACGGGGUGAUGUAUUUGGGCAAACCAGCAAUUAUUCCCCUGACUGAUCUAGGAAACCUCAUUGUAAGCCUGAGCACAACCAGACAGCAUCUGUGUUUAAUGCAGCUUCUAUGGAAGUUGGUGGAAAACCUGCUGUUGUUUCAAAGGGGCCACACAAAGUAGUGGUGAAUGGUGUGAAACAGAGACAUGGGAAAUCUAGUGCGGUGCUUGGCAGUGAUGAACGAGGCAAGAACAGCCCAGGCAGUGCUGUGGGAUACGCUCACUGAAUGGUACGGGUCGGCUGGAAGAAGAAACCUUCAUUGAGCAGACAAUGGAGGCUGCACAAGAGCUCUUCGAUGUCUGAGCUGUACCUUUGAGUCCAUCUGGGAUUUUGCUGUGGGUUUGGCUGUGCAACCUCUCCACAUCUGGUCCGGAGCCUCACGAGUGGCAGCUGCAUCUCUCCAGGUGUACAUCCCAGGAACAACCACCUACAACCCCACGGAGUCCCUCCGUGAGGCCAGCCAACAAUACCUCUGCGCCCAGUCUGCCUUGGGGUCCUGGUUUGUUCUCUGUCUGCUGUGCAGGUAAGAGAUGUACGAGAGCGGAGUGGUGCUCCUGGGAUUGCUGGAUGGGCAGGAUGCCUGCAGGACUUCUCUGUUCCUUACUUCUGCUGCUACCAUGGUGUAGAAACCCUCUCCUCAUUGGCAGAGGAGCCAGGCUGAGCAGGGACAGCUCAGCUGCUGCUUCCACCCAGGCUCAGACUAACCCAGUGUCAAGGAUGAUCGUGUAGGAGGACCCUGCCUUUGUUCCAGUUUGUGGCAGGCUGAAAUAAUGGAAGAAAUGGUGUGUAUUUAUUGACUUUCUGAAUGUGACCUGUGGUUUCUGGAGCGUCUCUGGGAAACCUUCCCCAGAUUCAUGUUGGAGGGAUUUGGGGGUGUUCCUUCUAUGACACUAUUGGGUUUUUUUAUUCUCUCAGCUCCCAGAUAAUUCAUUACCUGGGUUGCCUUCACUCAGGGGUGCUUGCUUGGGUCAGCAGCCCAAAGAAAGUGUCCUUUAGCUUUGUAUAUGUGCAUAGCAGCUCUUCCCAGUCAUCUCUGGCUGUCCCUGGAGCCAGCUCCGUGCUACAGGGUGAUGCUGGCCCAGCUGCAGUGGCACUGGCAAACCUCUGUUCGCUGGUGACAAAUCCAACUCCCUGCCCUGUCUGUGCUAGGUCUGCCCAGCCCUGGGGAGCUGCACCUCUGGGGAGUCACUUCUGCUUAACCACCCACACGUGGCACAAGGAGCCCACCUGCAGGAAUGCCAGUCUGGGGUUCUGGAGAGGAGUUUCCCUUAUGCAGAACUGCUCUGAGCUGGUGGGAUGUCUUGGCUGGAAAUCUUCCUUGUGGAAAUCUUCCUUGCAUUUCUUGCCAUGUGCACAAGGCUUUGGGGGUUCAGUCUCAGGCUUCCCUGGUCUGUCUUUGCCGACAAGCACAGGGCUGCUGUGUUCCUGCUCCUGCUGUCACCUGGCACAGCAGGCAUUGUCGCUUCUGUUCCCAAGCUGCAAGUUUACUCACUCUCACUUUGAACGCACCAGUGCAGUCCAGAACCAUGCUGGAAUACACUACUGGGGGCACAGCAGCUCCAGAGCUGCCUGCAGCUGGUGGGUUAUUUAGCAGCAUAAAAAACCUCCAGGUCCCAAGAAAUAUUUCAUACCAAACCAGCACCAACAGCUGAAAAAUCAUGUUGGGCGACAGCAACAAGACCGUUUCCUAAGGAAGAUACCUUGAAAUGCUGGCAGACAUAGCCACUCACUCCCAGCUGAGCCAGGCACAGUCCCCGAGCAUUAAUCUCCCCCCAGAGGAGUCACUAGGCUGCAAAAGCUCAGCAACGGCAUUUAGUUCUUCAGUCCUGUUUUUCACCUCACAGGUCAAAAAUUGUUGAUGACCACCAAUAUUUUGAUGCCCAGCUGGGCUUAGACAGCAAACAUUUUGGCCCUGAAGGAAGCUGGAACUAGGCAGGAGGCUCAGAAAUGAGCCACGAAAUGCCUGAUUGCACCAGCUGUUUUUCUGUGAGCUGCUGCGUAGGGUGACACAGGGUUUAAGGGGUGACCAGUGACUCUUGACACCUCUGCCUCUUUGGGGCUUCACUGGGGGGUUCCUGUACCCUGGUGCACAAGGUAAAUGCUUACAAAGCCAAGAGACCAUGCGCUGGGUUGGAGCGUGGUCUGUGGUGCCCAGAGUUUACUCUGUACAGUUGUAAAUGAUGUAGAUGGAUUAUAAGUUAUUUGUAUAGGUGUCAGAGAUGAUCUGUAUCAGAAGGUGCAAUCCUUUUCAUGCCAAUUAAAAAAAAAUGAAAAAACUCA
Messenger RNA from Falco peregrinus (peregrine falcon), 5623 nucleotides. It is a transcript of the gene PIK3R6, whose product is annotated as phosphoinositide-3-kinase regulatory subunit 6. Bases 584 to 2863 code for a protein of 759 amino acids. Gene Ontology annotation, biological process: G protein-coupled receptor signaling pathway; positive regulation of MAP kinase activity. Gene Ontology annotation, cellular component: phosphatidylinositol 3-kinase complex, class IB. The record is from RefSeq and is a predicted model, not a curated record. NCBI's taxonomy places the organism in Eukaryota, Metazoa, Chordata, Aves, Falconiformes, Falconidae. Gene Ontology annotation, molecular function: 1-phosphatidylinositol-3-kinase regulator activity. The transcript has 20 exons.